AUGCGCUUUGAAUCUUUGGCCUAUAUGGGCCUGGCUGGCUCUGCAACAGCCAGCAUCAUCCUCUCAAAUGAUGUUCCUCUUACUGGUCCCUCUUUUCUCACCAACUUUGACAUUUCAAAGACAGAUUUCCUUAAUGAAGCCAAGGAAAAGUUCCCAUCUCUGGUUGAAGAACUUUUCGACACUAAGAUCUUGAACAAAACAGACCUCAUUUUCGCUGUUGAUGUCUUUUCAGCUUCGACCAAUGAAUCGGUUUACAGCUACUUCCAUGUCGGCGAUACGUACAAAGAUACUCUCACAAAGGGAAACCUGACUGAGGAUACAAUCUUUAGAGCUGGCAGCGUGACAAAGGUCUUUACUGUGUAUGCUAUUAUUGCCAAGGCUGGCAUUGAGGCAUUGAGCUAUCCUGUGUCCAUUUUCCUGCCCGAGCUCUUGGGCAAUUCGUCUAGCAACCCGCUGGAGAGGAUUGACUGGAGUGAAAUCACUGUGGGGGCCCUUGCUUCACAUCAGGCUGGGACCAGUGGCCCGGGACAGUACCUUACGCCGGAUACCGACGGGACCGAUCGCGAGGCGUUUCUUGAAUUCAUGCGUGAUAAACAGGCCCCCACGAUGGGCCCUUGGCGAAGUGCACUGUAUUCGGAUGCUGGCUUUGGAGUUCUGACUCUGAUUCUCGAGCGACUCACCGGCCAAGAGUACAAGGACGCAAUUGCAGACAUCAUAUUUAAGCCACUUGGAAUGAACUCUUCAUCUGCAGUUGUCCCUAAUGGCAUAGAUCUGGAUGCCGUUGCCCGGACUGGGCUCAAGUCCUGGGGCACCGAUGUCCCUAUUGUGGCUGGAUCUGGUGGCAUAUAUUCCUCUGCCAAAGACCUCCGACUCGCAGGACUCUCUAUCCUCAACUCCGACCUCCUCCCAUCUUCCACUACUCGCGAGUGGAUGAAACCUCGGAGCAGUACAGGUACUCUUGUCGAGCUUGUCGGAGCUCCCUGGGAAAUCACGCGUCUCACCCUCCACACCGGCCCUGAUUCCAACCGCACCCGUGUAUCUGACCUAUACCUCAAGGCUGGCGGCACUGAUGAUUAUACCUGCUUCAUCGCUCUCUCGCCAGACCACGGGAUCGGAUUUUCAAUUCUGAUUGCUGGCGACACUGCUACCCCUGCGCGUUGGCCACUUCGAGACGUCACGGGAACAACCUUUAUCACAGCAGCUGAGUAUGCUGCGGCAGAAAGUGCCGACAAGAACCUCACCGGCACAUUCGUCGUCAAGGGCUCGGAGACAACAAACUUGACCAUCGAAGUCACCAAAGGAGAGCCAGGGUUAAAGUUGAAGUCGUGGUACGUCGAAGGAAAGGACGUAGUUGAGGAUACUUCAUCGCGCCUCUUUCCAAUGGGUCUCUACUCCAACUCACGCUCUCUGGCCGCACAAUACAACGUCAAGGGUAAGUUUUCUGCAGCUUUCCGCGUGGUCACUGGGCUUGCCCCUCCAGCACCCCGUGCUGCUGUUGAGGGUGGAAAAGGGGGACUGUUUGAUCACAGUCAGGCUUGGAUGAAUAUUGGAUUCUCUGGGACGGCCGAUGAGCUCCUCUUCAAUUUGGAGGAUGCAAGAGUCGUUAGCAUCAUCAGCCCCUACGAUGGAACGGAAUUUGUUCGAGUAGACUAG
Molecule: messenger RNA, 1653 nt
Organism: Fusarium tjaetaba
Lineage: Eukaryota; Fungi; Ascomycota; Sordariomycetes; Hypocreales; Nectriaceae
Product: penicillin-binding 4
Exons: 4
Coding region: 1-1653 (550 amino acids)
Source: RefSeq, a predicted model, not a curated record